AAUUUUACUCAAAAACAUUCUUAGCAUACUGCACACACAGAAAACCGAACCUGGCCACGGCUAAUCUACACAAAAAUCCAGCAAAAGUGACCUAAAACUAUGUGAUUCGUUAUUUGUUUGUUGUAUCUACUAUUUAGAUUAGAGAAGUGAAAGAGAGAUGUUCUGGAGGGAAAGAGAAAGAGAGAGCAGGGAUAAUAAUGGCGGUCCACCCAUCGGCAUGGUCCGCGUCCUAGUUGUCGGAGAUUCUGGUGUGGGCAAGACUUCACUUGUGCAUCUCAUUGUAAAUGGUUCUGCUGUAGCACGUCCUUCUCAAACGGUUGGAUGUAUGGUUUCAGUUAAGCAUAUUACUUAUAGAAGUUCUGCAAGCUCUUCAAACGGCUUGGAGGGGGAUGUAGAGAGAGAUUUCUUUGUGGAGCUUUGGGAUGUUUGUGGGCAUGAACGCUACAAAGAUUGCAGAUCUCAUUUCUAUUCACAAGUUAAUGGUAUCAUCUUUGUUUAUGAUCUCUCCCAGAGGAAGACAAAAACAGGCCUUCAGAAAUGGGCUGCUGAGAUUGCUGCAAAUGGGACAUUUUCGGCACCUCUAGCAUCUGGCGGGCCCUACGGGCUUCCUGUCCCCUAUAUUGUUGUCAGCAACAAAGCAGAUAUUGCAGCAAAGGAGAGUGAAAGAGGCAGCAGCGGUAAUCUUGUUGAUGCUGCAAGGCAAUGGGUUGAGAAGCAAGGUCUGCUUUCAUCAAGUGAGGACCUUCCCCUGACUGCAAGUUUUCCUGGAAAUUCAGCUCUCAUUGCUGCUGCCAAAGAUGCAAGAUUUGACAAGGAAGCUCUGAUGAAGUUUUUUCAUUUGUUGAUCAGGAGGAGAUACUUUGCUGAUGAAGUACCUGCACCAUCUCCUUGGUCUUUCACAUCUCAAAGAACUAGUCAGCGCUCAACUGAUAUUUCAAGUGAUGAUGAUCUUCUACACCCAUCAGCAAGGUUAAGCAGCAAUAUGUACAACCAUGACGUCCAUCCUCCUCUUCCAGCUCAACGUAAUCUUCCACCUCCUCCAACUUUGUACCCUCAGCAACCUGUGUCCAAUUCCGAGAACUAUGGCUUCCCAAGAAUCUAUCAAAAUAUUUCGUCAGAGUUCAGUUACUCCAAGUCUAAGCGAACUGAUAUCGACGUCUGAUUAUUGGGGAAGCUCACAGCAUAUUUAGCUUGAACAUCCUUGGCCCCUUUAGACUGCGUAGGUGAAAAGUGCCAAAUUAAUUGUUGGUUAUCCUGUUUGUCCGAGUAUAAUAACCUUAAUUACCUGAUAGUAUCUUUCUUGAGAUAGACUGCUGGAUGAUUCGGAGGGCGAAUAGAAGAUAGAUGAGCAAGACAAAUUCUUUGUCUGUGUGUGACUGGGCAUUGUUUGUAUGUAUAUCACAGAAUGAUAGGGCUGAUGUACAGAAAAGGUCACUUUAAUUUUAAUGAAGGUUACUAAUUUGUCA
Messenger RNA from Beta vulgaris subsp. vulgaris (sugar beet), 1466 nucleotides. RefSeq lists its product as hypothetical. Gene Ontology annotation, molecular function: GTP binding; GTPase activity. Lineage: Eukaryota; Viridiplantae; Streptophyta; Magnoliopsida; Caryophyllales; Amaranthaceae. Gene Ontology annotation, biological process: intracellular protein transport. The coding region runs from base 158 to 1162 and encodes 334 amino acids. The record is from RefSeq and is a predicted model, not a curated record. Gene Ontology annotation, cellular component: endomembrane system. The transcript has 7 exons.